Messenger RNA from Diabrotica virgifera virgifera (western corn rootworm), 6419 nucleotides. RefSeq names its product E3 ubiquitin-protein ligase TRIM9 (gene Trim9). The transcript is spliced from 8 exons. The coding region runs from base 117 to 2150 and encodes 677 amino acids. Gene Ontology annotation, molecular function: zinc ion binding; protein binding. The record is from RefSeq and is a predicted model, not a curated record. Lineage: Eukaryota; Metazoa; Arthropoda; Insecta; Coleoptera; Chrysomelidae.
CGACUUUCAAAGCUCAAGAGCCAAUGCCUGGCACAGUUGUAAGUUGUAGUAGGGUUGUAGCGUGUAGUCGGUAGUUGGUUGGUGCGUGGUGUUCGUGUGUAAAGGCCAAACUUACGAUGGAUGAAGAACUAUGUUGCCCCGCUUGUAAACAAUUUUUCAGCAAUCCCGUCCUUCUUCCGUGUCAUCAUUCUUUAUGUUUACUUUGCGCUAUCCAUCUUCAGCAGCCGGCUAACACACAUAACACAACUUCGACCUUAAACUCUGUGCCAGAAAAUGCGGAAAGUGUAACAUCGGGAAGUUCAGGAGACUAUCAAGAAAGUGACAAGUUGUCAAUACUGAGCGAAACUGACAGUGGGGUUAUUUGUGCCUCUAGACCUAGCAGUUAUAUUGAAAAUAAUUUGUCGGUAGCGAGUACCCUGAGUGUUGCUUGCCCCGUGUGCCAUAAACUAGUUUACUUCGACGAAAAUGGGGUCCACAAUCUUCCCAAAUACAGAAUCAUGCAAAACAUCGUCGAGAAGUACAGUGAAAUUAAGAAUUUGUCGUUAAAAUGUCAGAUGUGCGAAAAAGAACCGGCCAACGAUGCCACUGUAAUGUGCGAACAGUGCGAAGUCAGAUACUGCACUUCUUGCCGCGAAUCCUGCCAUCCUCUGAGAGGUCCUCUAGCUAAACACGUCUUAUCUGACCCCAAGAGAGGUUUGAAUAGCUCCACAAAAGGCAAAACAGGAAAUUGCCCUGAACAUGUUGAAGAGACUCUCAACAUGUUUUGUUCCAUUUGUAAGAUAUGUGUUUGUGCUAUUUGUUUACUGGACACUCGUCACAUGUCACACGAUGUACAACCUGCUACUGUUAUUUGCAAAAUUCAAAAGACCGAUUUGUCGCACAACUUACAACAGUUAUCAGAACGGGCUCGAACGACCACUGAGUUCAUUCAACAGUUAAAAGGACUUAACGAAGAAAUAGAGCACAACUGUGAUGAUUUCGAAAAUAUCAUAUCAGGACAAUGUCAGGCGUUAAUAGAGGCCAUCCACGAAAGAAGAAACCACUUAAUAGAAUUUAUACGACAAGAAAAAGAAAUGAGAAAAGGAGUGUUAAAGGACCAAGUCGCCAGUUGUACGCAACGGCUACAGCAAACUACUGCUCUUCUUCAGUUUUGUAUAGAAGCAUUGAAAGAAACUGACAGUUCUUCCUUUUUACAGAUUGGAUCGAUGUUGAUCAAUAGAGUGGUAGACACUGAUCAUUCGUGGCUAAAAGAAUGGUCUGUUCCUCAGGUAUCUCCUCAAUUUGAGCUAACGCUUGACGAUGCCCCUGUUCUUACUGCCAUUAAACAAUUAAAUUUUAUCCAAUCAAAACCUCCAGUGGCUCCUAUCAUUAUCCCAGAAGAAUGUAAUGCUGAAAAUAAUUCUGUUACAGUAGCUUGGCAACCUCCUAGCCUGAGUCACGUAGAAGGGUAUGUUUUGGAAUUGGAUGACGGUAACGGUGGUGAUUUUAGGGAGGUUUAUUGCGGAAAUGAGACAAUAUGUACAGUUGAUGGAUUGCACUUCCGCAGCCUGUAUAACGCCAGAGUCAAAGCGUUUAAUAGUACCGGAGAAGGAGAAUACAGCGAAUUAAUUGGUCUUCAGACAGCCGAUGUGGCGUGGUUUACAUUCGAUCCAGUCCUGUCAGGUCCAGGAUUGCAGUAUUCGGAAAACAACACACGAGUGACAGGAGAAGGUUGGGAGCAUCGAGUAGCUCUAGGGAGCUUGGGAUUUAGUAGAGGGCUACAUUACUGGGAGUUCACUAUAGAGAAGUAUGAUACCGACACUGAUCCCUCUUUUGGCGUGGCGAGAAUCGACGUGACGAGAGACAAAAUGUUAGGUAAAGACGACAAAGGUUGGGCCAUGUACAUCGACAAUCAACGUUCUUGGUUUCAACACGCAGGAGCUCACGAACAAAGGGUCGAAGGAGGCAUUCAAAUCGGCUCUACCGUAGGUGUCCUCCUUGAUCUAGAACAACACACUCUAUCUUUCUACGUCAAUGAAGAACCUCAAGGAAGCAUUGCAUUCAGAGACUUGUACGGAGUGUUUUACCCUGCCGUUAGUAUCAAUAGAGGUGUCAGCAUUACCGUGCAUACAUCACUAGACCCCCCUUCCGACUUAGAUGAAACACAAUAAGACUGAAUAGGUAUAUUUUAUAUUAAAAAGGAGGAUGGGGGUAAAGUAACGGCCUACUUUACCGACACAAUCGUUGUAUCUAUUUUUUACUUAAGGUCUAAUUGUUUAUUUAAAAUGUGAUUGUCGAUGUUUCGUGGAAUGCAUUUGGAGUAAAUGUAUUUGAAUGUUAUUUAAAAAAUACAUAAAUCCUUUUUCUAAAACCCUUUUCUAUCUAAAUUAAACUUAAAAUAUUUACUAUUGUUUUGAAGCUAUUUUCUUGUGGCAUAUUAUGCAAUUUACUGUUUUAGUUGGGAAUAAGCCACAUUUUUAGUUUGAAGUUACAUUUAUCAACGUUUCGAUUUCUACUUCGGAAAUCGUUAUCAAAAUACAAAUCAAUAAUAAAUUAAAACAAAUUUUGUUUUUGUUGCUUGGUAAAAAAUUCUUCUAUUUUAAUUUUACCUGACUCAUUCAUAUUGACAAUAGGAAACAUGCAUAAAAUUUUAAAUUCGAAAAAAUGUUAUAAAUCACAACAGAACAUAAUUUAAAACAUGUAUCACAAAUAAAAAAGUUGUUUUUGUGUUCCAUUUGGCCCCUAAAGACGAUUAUAAAUUCAAAUUAUAACAGCUAGUCCAAAACGCGUCGUGACGUCAUAUGGUUGUAUGUUUACAUUCUGCACCAACAAAGUAAACAAAAUGGUAUAUAAUUUUAAAUUAGACAUUAUAAACGUCAGUAGAAAAUAGAGCUAUGAGACGUCACAAGUGUUCUUGAUCACACAGCUAAAAUUUGUCCACUGCCGGACAUACGCCUCCUCAAGUUUGUCGCUAUUCUUUUAAUGUCGUCGGUUCAUCUGGUAGGUGGUCUUCCACGACUUCGUUUGUCUGCCCUUGGCCGCCACUCUAAAAUCUUCUUUGUCCAUAUGUUGUCUCUUGCGACGUGUCCUGACCAUUUCCACAUCAACUUCGUAAUGCGUUUUAUGAUGUCUUCCACUCCAGUUCUUCGCCGUUUUUCUCUUUUGAUCGUUUGAACUAUUUUAAAUACAUAGAAAACUUGUUCUUUUACAAAAUGGCACUAAACAAUACUUAUAGUGUUUUCUUAUUUUCCAUAGUAAACUUUCUUCCCUUUCCUUCAAAAACUGUAUCAAACUCCAAUCUCAACAAAUUGGUAUAUAUUAUUACAAUGACAUACUAUAAAUGUCAUUAGAAUAUAAAUAUUUUUCCCUUAUCACGCGACGAUGAGCUGGCCAAAUACCCAAUUAGGUGGAGGCUAAUAAACUAAAGAAGAAGAAUAUACCCAAUUAUAACCAUAAAUAUAAACAUAAAUAAUGUACAACUAUGUGAUGUUUGAACUAUUUUAAAUCACAGAAGAUUUUAAAUUUGUACUACUAAGUUAUUAUGAGUUUUUGAAGCGUGAAAUUUUGGAUGCCACUGUUGAUAAGCAUAUAGCCCUAUGUGAUAACUAUAGGGCUAUAUGCUUAUCAUCAGUGGCAUAUAAAGUCUACACCGGGAUAAUAGAAAGGAAGCUCAGGAAAGAACUGGAAGGAAAACUAGAAGAAGAACAAGCAGCAUUUAGGAAGGAAAGAGGAACAACAGAUAAUAUAUACAUACUGAGAAAUAUAAUUGAAAGGAAAAACGAAAUAGGAGAAGACAUAUAUUACGUUUAUAGAUAUUAAAGCUGCUUUUAAUUCUAUAAAUAGAGAAGUAAUACGGUCAGUAAUGGAAGAUCUGCAAAUCCCGCAAAAGAUAGUAAGCGUGGUAAAAAGUACGUAUAGAAACGUACUUGCUAAAGUACAAAUAAAUGGAAACAGAUCGCCAAAAAUAAACCUAAGGAGAGGAAUAAAACAGGGGGACAGUCUCAGCCCAGUUUUGUUUAUAUUAGUAAUGGAUAGAGUAAUGAAGAGCGCUAAAAGAAGGUCAAGGCAAUUACAGUCAAUAAUAGGGUACAGGAAUUUAGUACCAGUGAGAAUGGAGGGAUUACUAUAUGCAGAUGACUUAGUAAUAAUAGCAGAGAAUAAAGAGAAAAUGCAAAAUCUAAUCAAUAUAUGGGUGGAGGAAAUAGAAAAUUUGAAAAUGGAGGUAAAUGUAAAGAAAACGAAGACCAUGAUAGUAACCCAAAAGAAAAGGGAAGAAAUAAACCAAACGAUAUUUAGGUGCAAAAACGAAAUAAUAGAAACAGUCUCGACGUUUGAAUACCUUGGAGUAAUAAUAUCAGAGGAUGGAAAGAUAGAUCAAGAAAUCUCAUACAGACCGAAAAAGCAAAUAAGAUCUACUAUGCACUAAAUAAAACAAUAUUUGGAAAGGAAGAAAUAGAUAAAGAAAUAAAACUGAAGGUAUACAACGCAAUCUCUGUGCCAACUUUAAUAUAUGCAAAUGAGACAUGAGUAAACAAUGCAAAAAUAGACAGUACAAUAAACGCAGCGGAGAUGAAGCAGCUAAAAAAAUAGCAGGAAAAACGAAAUUGGACAGAAUAAGAAAUGAAGAUAUUAGACAAAGACUGAAACAGGAAUCGAUAAUAACCAAGAUACAAAAAAGAAAAUUAAAAUGGUAUGGACACAUUAACAGAAUGGACCAGGGAAGACUACCAAAGUAGGUGAUGGAAUCGAAAAGAUAUGGUAAAAGAAGGAAAGGGAGGCCAAGGAAGAGAUGGAUCGAUCAGAUUAUAGAAAUUGGACAGGAAAAAGGAAAAACACAUCAACAAAUGAAAGAGUUAGCAAAGGACCGCAAGAAAUGGAAGAGAUGGAUAGAAGAUGAAUAAAACCUCCGACGCCCCUAAGGAGCAUAAGGAGUUUCGAGAAAAGAAGAAGAAAUUUUGGAAAUAUCAUUUUUAAACAAUACUGAACAUUAUUUAUUAUGUAAUAAAUAAAAAAUGUGCAAGUUCCCUAUUCAGAUAGGUAUAUACUAUACACUUUAAAGUUGACGACUUUAAAAUGAUAUUGCCAAUAGUUAUCAGUUGCGUUCCUGGGACGACUUUAUUGACAAAUAGUUCAUUCGAUUACAUGAAAUCAACUUUAACUUAAGAAUAUCCGUCAGAAAAAUCAUAGCAUAUGAUUUGUCUUUAAAAGGACAACCACAUGCAAUGAUGACAAUAUAAUUCUCGAGUUAGUGAUCUCAUAGUAAAUCAGUAGGAAAAACCCAGGUUAUCCUGACAUAGUAAAUAUUUGGUCCUAAAUUUAGUUUACUCAUUUAUAACAUACAUAAUAUAAAAUCAGAGUUUGGAGUUUGGUGUUUGGACAAACACGAUGAAAGACAAAUCACAUUUCACACAUUUUUCUGGCGGAUAUUCGUAAGUUAAAGUUGAUUUUAUGUAAUUGAAUGAACUGCCUUCCAAUAAAGUCGUCCCAGAAGCGCAACUCAUAAAUAUUGGCAAUAUCAUUUUAUAGUCAUAUACUUUAAAAUAUAGGUAUAUAUAAAAUAUAAUAAUAUGUCUCAGUUUUCCAUAUGAAUGAGUCAAAUAAAAUUAAAUUAUUGGUAGAAUUUUUUUUUCAAGCAAUAAAAAUAAAAUUAUUUUUAAUGGCUAAUUUAUUGACGUUGGGUAUUUUAAUAAAUUUUGAAAUACAGUUGGGACUUGUGUCCCAACAAUUAAGCUACAGCGAUAAUAGAAGGAUAACAUGAUGGUACUAUCAUGUAUCACAAGAAAUCAAUGCAAUGAAAAUUGUGAUUUUCCAAUACUUUAUCAAUUCAAUAAAUUUUCUUCCUAUAUGAUAUGUUCUGUCUGAUGUUUAUAUAUUAAAUUAGGUUUUACACUUCUGCGAUCCCCAAAAGAUUUAAUUUGGGAUCACUUUCACUUCAGUUGAUCUCUUGAUCAAAUGUCAGUUGGUUGUUGGUAGUAAAAGGUGGCUCCCUUUUACUACCACUUUGUCUACUUGUUGUGAUUCUGUUAUAUCUAUGUGUAGUUAGGUCAUAUAUUAUGUAUGUCCUGUUUCUUUAUCAUUUGCCAUUACUUAAAUUUUCUUCCUUCUGUUUAUAUUGUAUUUAUCACUAAUUUUUGAUCUGUCGAUCUGAUCGGUGUCGUAAUAUUUUGACUCUUUCAGCGUAGUAGUUAAAAUAGAUACAUAUUAAAUGCUACUAAGUUAUUUGUUUAAUAGUUGUUGGUAAAAAUCUAAUAGCACAAACCCCUUAUUACAUUACCCCUAUUCUGCUUGUAUUUUAGACAUUUUAACACAUGGUUUUACAUGUUAACUUAUACACAAUACAUAUUAGGUUGGAAGAUUUGUUAUAGAUAUCUUAUAUUUAAAUUAUCUUAUAUUAUUAACAAUUAUAUUGAUUAAACUUAUUUAUCAUGAUACUUAUAUAA